AUAUCCGCCAUCUUUUUGACCCGGUUUGUAAACACUGGUCUGUCAGUUGAGAGCCAGACAUCGAAUAACAUACCCUUUAAUUGUAUUUCAGUGGAGCUUUUACUGCUUCUCUUAACCAUUUUAUUUGUAGAAUUUCAUCAGCGUUGACGUACCUAUCAUGGAACGAAGUUUAGGCAGCUAACUUUAACGGUAACGGGUAACGUUAGCCAGUUUAGCCGUUAGCAGGACGGUUAGUAAAACAUGGCUCAUUAACAAACAGCUAAAGAAACCUACUGUAUGCUUCACUGGAAGUCUACUGCGGGGGGCGCUGCUGCUGUGUAGUGAUUCCUGUCUCUCUCCUGUCCUGGUGUCUGUCUCUCAGCAGGAUGAUCUCUCAGCUCUUCAUCUUGUCCUCAAAGGGCGACCACCUCGUCUACAAAGACUUCCGCGGAGAAGCAGGAAGUGAUGUCGUCAAUAUUUUCUACGAAAAGGUCACAGCGCUGAGCGGAGACCAGCCUCCGGUCGUCAUGAGUCACAAAGAUCUUCACUUUGUCCACGUGCGGCAGGGAGGACUCUACUGGGUCGCCACGACGACCGCGGACUCCUCCCCCUUCACUGUCAUCGAGUUCCUCAACAGGUUAACGGCUUUGGUUAAAGAUUACUGCGGCAGCCUGUCAGAGAAGUCGGUGCAGAUGAACUUUGCCCUCAUCUACGAGUUGCUGGACGAAGUCGUGGACUAUGGUUACAUCCAGACGACGUCCUCUGACGUCCUGAAGAACUUCAUCCAGACUGAAGCCGUCUCCUCCAGACCGUUCAGCCUGUUUGACCUCAGUAACGUCGGCUUGUUUGGAGCUGAGACGCAGCAGAGUAAAGUGGCUCCGAGCUCCGCCGCCACCCGACCGAUCCAGUCCAGCAGAGAGCAGGGAGGGAAGAGCGAGAUAUUCGUGGACGUGAUCGAGAGGAUGUCGGUCGUCAUCGGUUCCAACGGAGUUUUGAUGAAGGCCGACGUCGAGGGAGAAAUCAGAGUCAAGUGUUACAUGCCAAGCUGCUCGGAGAUGCGAAUCGGUCUGAAUGAAGAAUUCAGCAUCGGCAAGUCACAGCUCAGAGGUUACGGAGCUGCUGUUCGUGUUGACGAGUGCAGCUUCCACCAGGCGGUCCGACUGGACGAGUUCGACAGCCACCGGAUCCUCCGGCUGUGUCCGAGCCAGGGAGAGCAAACCGUGAUGCAGUAUCAGCUGAGUGAUGAUCUGCCGGCGGCGCCUCCUUUCCGCCUCUUCCCAACCAUCGAGAGAGACAGCGGAGGAAGGCUGCUGAUGUACCUGAAGCUUCGCUGUGAUCUGCCGCCAAAGAGCGCUGCCAUCAACGUCUGCGCCAGCAUCCCCGUUCCCAAAGGCUCUGUGAGUCUCUCUCAGGAGCUCAGCAGUCCUGAUCAGAGCGCUGAGCUGAAGCUGCAGAGCCGAGCCAUCGACUGGCAGAUCCCUCGUUUCCCCGGAGGAACGCAACUGUCCGCGCUGUUCAAGCUGGAAGUGUCCGGCCUCAGCGCGGCCUCCAUGUUGGAAGUGGGUCCGGUGGGUCUGAGCUUCGAGCUGCCCAAACUCACCGCCACGGGGCUCCAGAUCCGCUUCCUGCGCCUGUCGCCGGUCCAGCCCGGCCCGUCGCAGCGCUGGGUCCGAUACGUCACGCACUCAGACUCCUACAUCAUCCGGAUCUAAACACCUGCUGCAGUCUGAUGGGGGGGGGGGGGGGGUGUGUGUGUGUGUGUGUGUGUGUGUGUGUGUCUCUGUGUGUGUGUGUGUGUGUGUGU
This is a messenger RNA of Sander lucioperca (pikeperch), 1783 nucleotides long. RefSeq names its product adaptor related protein complex 4 subunit mu 1 (gene ap4m1). The record is from RefSeq and is a predicted model, not a curated record. Lineage: Eukaryota; Metazoa; Chordata; Actinopteri; Perciformes; Percidae. Gene Ontology annotation, cellular component: cytoplasmic vesicle; clathrin adaptor complex; trans-Golgi network. Bases 366 to 1691 code for a protein of 441 amino acids. The transcript is spliced from 16 exons. Gene Ontology annotation, biological process: protein targeting; Golgi to lysosome transport.